Molecule: messenger RNA, 1078 nt
Organism: Malus domestica (apple)
Lineage: Eukaryota; Viridiplantae; Streptophyta; Magnoliopsida; Rosales; Rosaceae
Product: homeobox-leucine zipper protein HOX3-like
Biological process (GO): regulation of DNA-templated transcription
Molecular function (GO): sequence-specific DNA binding; DNA-binding transcription factor activity, RNA polymerase II-specific
Source: RefSeq, a predicted model, not a curated record
UUUACUCCUUUGCCCUUCCCCCAUUUUUAUUUGUUGCUCUCUCUCUCUCUCUCUCUACCCACUAUUUAUUUGACCUUUACACCUUUUAACUUUUUCUCUCUAUUUCAUCAUCUAGUUGUGUGGUUUUCAUCUCUGUCUCUUCCUGUUUUUACUUUACCCUUUCCCCUCUCUCUCUCUCUCUCUCUCUCUCUCUCUCUCUAUCUCGUCCUCCUUUCUUCUUCCUCUUCAUUCUUCAUCUUCUAUCUCACACCUGCGACUAGCUAGGGUUUCUAUGGCGGUUUUACCGACGGCGAUGGGAUCGUCGAGCUUGGAGUUGACUAUAUCCGUACCUGGCUUCUCUUCGUACCCGUCUUUUCCUAAUUCAUCUGUGAGAGACUUGGACAUAAACCAAAUACCAUCACUACAAGGAGAUCAAGAAGAAUGGAUGACAGCGGGCAUGGAAGACGAAGAAGAAAGCAGCAACGGAUCGGGUCCUCCCCGCAAGAAGCUUCGUCUCACAAAGGAACAGUCUCGUCUUCUCGAAGAGAGCUUCAGACAAAACCACACCUUGAACCCUAAACAGAAAGAGGCGUUGGCGAUGCAGUUGAAGCUGAGGCCACGCCAGGUCGAGGUGUGGUUUCAAAAUCGUAGGGCCAGGAGCAAGCUGAAGCAAACAGAGAUGGAAUGCGAGUAUCUGAAGAGAUGGUUCGGAUCGCUGACUGAACAGAACAGGCGGCUGCAAAAGGAGGUGGAGGAGCUGAGGGCAAUGAAAGUCAGCCCGCCCACCGUGCUUUACCCCCACAGUUGCGACCCUCUUCCGGCAUCCACACUCACCAUGUGCCCUCGUUGCGAGCGAGUCACCACCACCACCACUCCCGACAGGAACAGGGGCGGCGGGCCAACCAAGACUAAUAAUAUCCCGGCCACCGCGGCCCCAACCUUGUCCACUAAAGUGGCGACGCCUGCCCUCUAAUCGCGGCUGCGUGUAGUUAAUCUUAAUCAGUUUGUAAUUUGACCAACUUGAUCAUGAUCGUCAUCGAUAUCAAAGGAAUGAAUAGUGAAAAGAAAUUAAGAUUAGAUAAUGUUAAUGUUAGUAUAA